UCUCCCCCUUAUAGCAGACGGGAAGGUGCCUCGCCGCUUUCCCGGGAGCGCUUCGGGGCUUCUCCAGCAGAGCGAGCUAAGCAGACACGGGCCGGAAAGCUGGCAGGCUGACAAACAGGCACCUCACAGGACGGACUUUCUGGCUACUGACCAUUUAGCUGUGGCAUACCCGGAUUGUGUGUGGGUGGGAAAUCGACCAUGAGCUCCGUGGCAGUUUUGACGCAGGAAAGUUUUGCUGAACAUCGCAGCGGACUUGCUCAGCAGCAAGUGAAAGUUACAGCUUUAAAUGCUGAAGAAGAGAAUGAUCCUCCAACCUACAAGGAUGCCUUUCCCCCUCUUCCUGAGAAAGCAGCGAGUUCAGAGGCCACCCAGGAACCUGCUGGUGCCUGGAGCAAGAUUCGACCAAUCAAGGCUUCUGUUAUCACCCAGGUGUUCCAUGUACCGCUGGAAGAGAGGAAGUACAAGGACAUGAACCAGUUUGGAGAGGGGGAGCAGGCCAAAAUCUGCUUAGACAUCAUGCAGAAGACGGGGGCUCACCUGGAGCUGUCUCUUGCAAAGGAUCAGGGACUCUCGAUCAUGGUCUCUGGCAAGCUAGAAGCAGUGAUGAAGGCUCGGAAGGAGAUUGUAGCUCGGCUUCAGACACAGGCUUCAGCAACAGUGGGCAUUCCCAAGGAGCAUCACCGCUUUGUCAUUGGCAAAAAUGGAGAGAAGUUGCAAGACCUUGAGCUCAAAACUGCCACUAAGAUCCAGAUCCCCCGGCCAGAGGACUCCAGCAACCAGAUCAAGAUCGCCGGUACCAAGGAAGGGAUUGAGAAGGCUCGACAUGAGAUCCUGUUGAUCUCUGCUGAGCAAGAUAAGCGUGCAGUAGAGAGGUUUGAAGUUGAGAAGGUGUACCAUCCGUUCAUUGCUGGUCCUUUUAACAAGCUGGUGAGCGAGGUCAUGCAGGAGACAGGGACACGCAUAAACAUCCCACCUCCCAGCGUCAACAGGACUGAGAUAGUCUUCACUGGAGAGAAGGAGCAGCUGGCCCAAGCAGUGGCUCGUGUUAAGAAGAUCUACGAGGAGAAGAAAAAGAAGACUACCACCAUUGCCGUGGAGGUGAAGAAAUCCCAGCACAAGUACGUCAUCGGCCCCAAGGGGAACUCCCUGCAGGAGAUCUUGGAAAAAACUGGAGUCUCGGUCGAGAUCCCACCCACUGACAGCAGCUCGGAGACUGUGAUACUGCGUGGCGAACCUGAAAAGCUUGGGCAGGCACUGACUGAAGUCUAUGCCAAGGCCAACAGUUUCACAGUCUCCUCUGUCUCUGCCCCCUCUUGGCUUCAUCGUUUCAUCAUUGGCAAGAAAGGGCAAAACCUGGCCAAAAUCACCCAGCAGAUGCCAAAGGUUCACAUAGAAUUCACUGAAGGAGAGGAUAAAAUCACUCUGGAGGGACCCACCGAGGAUGUGAAUAUGGCUCAAGAACAGAUUGAGAGCAUGGUCAAGGAUCUGAUCAACCGGAUGGAUUUUGCAGAGAUCAAUAUUGACCAUAAAUUCCACAGGCAUCUCAUUGGAAAGAGCGGAGCCAACAUCAACAGGAUUAAGGAUCAGUACAAAGUGUCCGUGCGGAUCCCUCCAGACAAUGAGAAGAGCAAUCACAUCAGGAUUGAAGGAGACCCUCAGGGAGUUCUAGAGGCCAAGAGAGAGCUGCUGGAACUCGCAUCACGUAUGGAAAAUGAACGCACUAAGGACAUGAUCAUUGAGCAGAAAUUCCAUAGAACGAUCAUUGGGCAGAAGGGUGAACGGAUUCGAGAUACCCGGGAUAAAUUUCCAGAGGUUAUUAUCAACUUCCCAGAUCCAUCACACAAGAGUGACAUUGUCCAACUUAGAGGACCCAAGAACGAGGUGGAAAAAUGCACUAAAUACAUGCAGAAGAUGGUGGCGGAUCUGGUUGAAAACAGCUAUUCUAUUUCUGUCCCCAUCUUCAAACAAUUCCACAAGAACAUCAUUGGCAAAGGAGGUGCAAAUAUCAAAAAGAUCCGUGAAGAAUGCAACACUAAGAUCGAUCUCCCAGCAGAGAACAGCAAUUCGGAGACUAUUAUCAUCACGGGGAAAAGAGCCAACUGUGAAGCUGCUCGCAACCGCAUUCUCUCCAUCCAAAAAGAGUUGGCUAACAUUGCAGAGGUGGAGGUCUCCAUCCCUUCCAAGCUACACAACUCACUCAUUGGUGCCAAAGGCCGUUUCAUCCGUUCCAUCAUGGAGGAGUGUGGUGGGGUUCACAUCCACUUCCCCACGGAAGGCUCGGGGAGUGAUACAGUCACCAUCAGGGGCCCUGCCCAGGAUGUCGAGAAGGCCAAGAAACAGCUCCUGCAACUGGCAGAGGAGAAGCAAACCAAGAGUUAUACUGUAGACUUGCGUGCCAAGCCAGAGUACCAUAAGUUCCUAAUUGGCAAAGGUGGUGGUAACAUUCGCAAGGUGCGUGAUAACACUGGUGCCCGGAUUAUUUUCCCUACCUCGGAGGACAAAGAUCAGGAACUGAUUACAAUCAUGGGAACAGAGGAAGCUGUCAAGGAUGCCCAGAAGGAGCUAGAAGUGCUCAUCAAGAACCUGGACAAUGUAGUUGAAGACUCCAUGACAGUGGACCCCAAGCAUCAUCGGCACUUUGUCAUCCGGAAAGGGCAGGUGCUCCGGACCAUCGCAGAGGAGUAUGGGGGCGUGAUGGUCAGCUUUCCACGCCCUGGCACACAAAGCGACAAGGUCACCCUGAAGGGAGCAAAGGACUGUGUUGAAGCGGCAAAGAAACGCAUCCUGGAGAUCAUUGAUGACUUGGAAGCCCAGGUGACAAUAGAAUGCACCAUUCCUCAGAAGUAUCACCGCUCUAUUAUGGGCCCUAAAGGUUCCAGGAUCCAACAGAUCACCCGUGACCAUGGCGUUCAGAUCAAAUUCCCAGACAGGGAGGAGAGCACAGCUCCCACUGCAGAGCAGGCCGCGCAGGAAAAUGGCAAAGAGAGUGGAGAAGGGAAAGAGCUCAAAGAAACAGAUCCUAACUCCCCAAAGAAAUGUGACACCAUCAUCAUCUCUGGUCGUCAAGAGAAAUGUGAGGCGGCAAAAGAGGCCCUGCAGGCUCUGGUUCCAGUUACCAUUGAAGUAGAAGUCCCCUUCGACCUUCAUCGUUUCAUCAUUGGUCAGAAGGGUGUUGGAAUCCGGAAAAUGAUGGAUGAGUUUGAGGUCAACAUCCAAGUCCCUGCCCCAGAGCUUCAGUCUGACAUCAUUUCUAUAAGUGGGCUGGCUACUAACCUUGACCGCGCCAAGGCCAGGCUUCUAGAGAGAGUGAAGGAGCUGCAAGCUGAGCAAGAGGACCGGGCCCUGCGAAACUUUAAGCUGACUGUUGCUGUGGACCCCAGAUAUCACCCUAAAAUUAUUGGCAGGAAAGGGGCUGUGAUCACUCAAAUCCGCACAGAACAUGACGUGACCAUACAGUUUCCCGACAAGGAUGAUGAAUCCCAGGCCCAGGAUCAGAUCACCAUCACUGGCUACGAGAGGAAUGCUGAAUCUGCCCGAGAUGCCAUCAUGAAGAUUGUCGGUGAACUGGAGCAGAUGGUAUCUGAAGACAUCACUCUGGACCAUCGCGUUCAUGCCCGCAUUAUUGGAGCACGUGGGAAAGCCAUCCGCAAGAUCAUGGAUGAAUUCAAGGUGGAUAUCCGUUUCCCCCAGAGUGGAGCUGCUGACCCAAACUGUGUGACUGUGACUGGGCUCCCUGACAACGUGGAAGAAGCCAUUGAUCAUAUCCUGAACCUGGAGGAGGAAUACCUGGCUGAUGUAGUCGACAAUGAGGCGAUGCAAGUCUACAUGAAACCACCUGCCCAUGACGAAGCUAAGGCUGCAUCAAAGGGAUUUGUGGUGAGAGAUGCCCCUUGGACAGCAGGCAACACCGAGAAGGCCCCUGACAUGAGCAGUGCUGAGGAUUUCCCAAGUUUUGGAGCUCAGGUGGCCCCCAAGACUCUACCCUGGGGUCCGAAGCGAUAAUGACUUGGAAGCAGCAAUCUUUUCCAGCCACCUGCCACGAGGUUUCCUUUCUGAAUUCUGACCUAGUGGCUGGAUCUAGUGCAGAUUGCCCAUGGGGGUCUCUUAAUGAAACUAGAGUGCUACCCCCUUUUAAGGUUCUCUGUUAUCCCUGUGCUUAGGCCUCAGUAUGCUUCAGUUUGACUCCCCCCACCCUUUCCCCCCCCCCCCUUGCCCUGGAAGAAACUUUCCAUGUUGAUUCCAACCUGAAAUACAUAAUUUUUUCUUUCAAAUUUCAGCCUCUCCCUUUCAUGUUGGCCAUGGUGUAGUAACCAAACCUCCCAGGUACAUCUUACAAAGCACUCUAGCCUCCAUUAGGAGAUCUCCUUACCGCAGCUAGGAAUCUUACUUCCUGUCUCUCAACCUCAGGAAACACAUUUCCUUGACUUUCUACAAAGCCAAAAUGUUUGCUCUUCCCCUCUCCAGCCCUGUUUCUCCAAGGCCUUACCUUUGUAGAGUGCAAUCAACUCCCCCCUUCAACUGCCAAAAACAAAACACAAGAUUCAACCCCACACCCAUCUAAUACUGCUAUUAGAGAGGAGAGGUGAGAGGCAAAUUGGCCAGAAUGGAUGAGUAGAGAGGGAGGUUUAAGCCCUGGAGUUGGAGGCCCCAGAAAGCACUGACAGGUCCAUGGCUCUCACUGCGCUAGUCUGCAGCACUGAGCAUACCAAAAGUCUUCUGCCGUUGGUCUGAGUAUUGAAUUUCAGCUCAUUACCAGUGUUUCCCCCCCAGCUCCCAUCACUUUUUUGUUUGCUUGUUUGUUGUUCCUUCCCAACAGUAGUAACGGCUGUGAGGAGCCAGAGAACUGACAGUAUUAUUGGGUCUAACAGAACUUGGUUUAACCAAAAGUGCCCGUGGUAGCAUGCCGCAGAAGACGGCGGGUGAUGAGGGCAGUGUUAAGAGAGUGCAUUGCCCUCCACGCCCCCCACAGGCUUGAUAGUGGUGGCAUUUAAGUACCAGGGUUAAGGGUGUGUCUUUUGCUUUUUACUAUUGCCUUCUUUCUACCUCAAGCCAGUAUGACAGUGGCCUGCUUCUUCAGACAGCCCCCCUUGCUUCCUGUUAUCAUGACUAUUAUUCCUCCGUGUGAAGAGGACUGUAUGUGUGGCUUCAGCCAGGAUAUAUGGCCUCAAAUUUCCCCUCCAACAGAGAUGGAUCUAACCGCUGCCACGUAAUUUGGCCUGUCGUCCCGUGACAAAGGUUAGGCCUUGGAGGGAGGGAGGUAAAGGAGCGGCUCUCACUUAAAUGGAAGAAGCUGAUUGCAGUUGUCUUAAAAGUGAAGCCUCUUUGGGGCUGCGGGGGAGAGAAUACCUACAUUCAGCAAAAGCCUUCUGUAAGUCUGGCAGCAAAAUGUUCUGUCCUGUUGUCUCAACACCAGUAGUUGCUGCAUUCUAGCUGCUGCCAUGUACCAAUAUAAGGCUGUUUGUAUUUCAAAGCUGCUCUUCCAGCCAUUACAUGGUAUCUGUCUCUCUUUCUCUUUCUUUCUUUCUCUCUCUCUCUCUCCUGCCGAAGGUGCUGGUGGCAGUGCUGGGUCUGGUGCCAACUCUGCUCUCUGCCUAUCCCCCUCCCCUCCCCUCCCCUCCCAAGAGCUUUUCUGAGCCAUUGGCUAGGAUCCUAGCCCCAGGGUCAUUUUAUGCCCCAUAAUCCAUACCGGGAAAUGGUCUGCAAAGCUCUUGCCUUUCUAGACCACUAGCCCAACAGGAAGGAAAAGCCUCUCACUUUUCAGUGAGCCCAAGUGACGGGGGGAGAAAUCACAAUUUCUCUAUGGUUUAUUCCACUUGGGGCAGGUCAAGCCCUAUCACCAUCUGAGCAGGAGACUGAAACAGGGUAGUAGUGUUUAAUGUCUUGCCAGUGGUACCUGGUGUCUGAAUGUCACACAUCACUUGCACAUGUGUUUUAGGCUUGAACUGCCAUUGAGCAUGGCUCUAACCCUGCCAUUUGUUCAAACUGUUGAGAUUACUCCACCCACCCACCCUCUGUCCCCCGUAGUGUGCAGCAGAUGCUCUGUGGAGGUGUGCUCCAUGUCCUCUUAAUGUCUUCCAUAUUAUGUUUCCAUGGCAAUGAUCCCUUGGCCUUAACUUUGGAAUUUGGAGAUUAUAUGCAAAACAUGUAUAAAGGCUCAUGAGUAUGGAUGACACUGGAAUUUUAUAAAUUCUAAAAAAUAAAACCUGAAACAGC
Molecule: messenger RNA, 6213 nt
Organism: Elgaria multicarinata webbii
Lineage: Eukaryota; Metazoa; Chordata; Lepidosauria; Squamata; Anguidae
Gene: HDLBP
Product: high density lipoprotein binding protein
Exons: 28
Coding region: 199-4002 (1267 amino acids)
Cellular component (GO): cytoplasm; nucleus
Molecular function (GO): mRNA binding
Source: RefSeq, a predicted model, not a curated record